AUGAGGCAACCUGUAGCAGCCACCUGCCGCGCAGACUCCGGGUACUUCACCGCCGCUAACAGGUACUGCACAGCGGCGCUCGCCUCGUGGAAGAAAAGGGUGAACGCAUCAAGGACGAUCGCCUCGGCUCUGCUCCCCUCGCACUUCAUGAUGCUGUCCAGGACGGCACACUGUGACGAGCAGCCGUCCACGCCGGAACAGCCUCCGGCGCCCUCGCCAUACGACCUGCUCGUAUUCGAAAACCUGGCCAGAGAGUUCAAGAACGUUAUGACGCAGGACAACUACGACGGGUUCAGACUGGAGGCGGACAGGCAGAUCACGGACAACAUCCAGGCCAGCCAUUCCCUAUUCCUGGGGACAGUCAUGAGCGAUGUUGGGUACCUCUACCAGAUAGGCGCGAACUAUGCGAGCCCAGACGGCAACCUCCUCGCCUUGGCCAAAAUCGGCCUUGACGGCAUAAUCACGGCCAGGGCGUUCGCGAAGCACGGGGACAACAUCGAAGUCAAGCUCAACGGCAACAGCUUCCUCAAAUACGACCCGCGCAACGCCUACGAGGCCGGCGUCGACUACAUGGGGCGAGGUUGGACGGCCUCACUCAAGGCGGCAUGGCAAGGCACCUGGAUACUGAACGCCGCAUACACGCAGCAGGUAAUGCCGAAGUUGACGCUUGGAUCGGAACUUACUUACAUCGUGAGUUGCACGCACCGAAACCUCUCAAAACCCGUGAAGGUCGCCAACAGCUCAUCCAUAGGAGCAAUCGCAGCGAGAUACGUGGAUGGAGACCACAUCGUCACAUGUGAGCUCGCAGACAGGCCACCUCAUCAGCGCGCAGGCCAGUGGACGAAGCAGCCCAACUUCAAGAGCAUGGACUUCACCAUGCAGGAUACGGACACGGCGAGGGUGCAGUACGUCAGGCGCGUCAACGAGCGACUGGCACUCGCCACUGAGCUGGAAGUAACGCCGGCCACGAGGGAGUCGGCGCUGCGCAUGGGCUGGGAGUACCUAUUCCGCCACGCGCGAGUACAGGGCAACAUCGAUUCAUGUGGGCGCAUUGCGAUGCAAGCGCAGGACUACUCAGGAUUCGGAGUCAGCGGAUGCAUCGACUACUGGAACAACGUAUACAGAUUCGGCUUCAUGAUGCACCUGCUGCCGCCGCAGCCCGAACCCAAGCAAGAUCAGCAAGUGGCCUUCUGA
This is a messenger RNA of Babesia bigemina, 1194 nucleotides long. RefSeq lists its product as hypothetical. Lineage: Eukaryota; Apicomplexa; Aconoidasida; Piroplasmida; Babesiidae. Gene Ontology annotation, biological process: protein import into mitochondrial matrix. The record is from RefSeq and is a predicted model, not a curated record. The coding region runs from base 1 to 1194 and encodes 397 amino acids. Gene Ontology annotation, molecular function: transmembrane protein transporter activity. Gene Ontology annotation, cellular component: mitochondrial outer membrane translocase complex; mitochondrial outer membrane. The transcript has 4 exons.